AUGCAAUCGGUUCUUUCUCUUUCCUUCUCACAAGCAUCGCUUCCUUUAGCGAAUCGUACGCUUUGUUCAUCCAACGCAGCUCCUUCUACGCCGAGAAAUCUCCGGUUCUGUGGACUCCGGCGAGAAGCGUUUUGCUUCUCUCCGUCGAAGCAAUUGACCUCGUGCCGUUUCCAUAUUCAGAGUAGGAGAAUCGAAGUCUCCGCCGCUGCUUCUUCUUCCGCUGGAAAUGGAGCUCCAUCGAAAUCAUUCGAUUAUGAUUUGAUCAUUAUCGGAGCUGGAGUUGGUGGCCAUGGAGCUGCAUUGCACGCCGUCGAGAAGGGACUCAAAACUGCUAUCAUUGAAGGAGAUGUUGUUGGAGGUACUUGCGUUAACAGAGGCUGUGUGCCUUCCAAAGCUCUACUUGCUGUUAGUGGUAGGAUGAGGGAACUCCAGAACGAACAUCACAUGAAGGCUUUUGGUUUGCAGGUUUCAGCUGCUGGUUAUGACCGCCAAGGUGUGGCUGACCACGCAAGUAACCUGGCUACCAAAAUUAGGAAUAAUCUCACCAAUUCUAUGAAGGCACUUGGUGUUGACAUAUUGACAGGGUUUGGCGCUGUUCUGGGCCCACAAAAGGUUAAAUAUGGUGACAAUAUUAUCACCGGAAAAGAUAUAAUCAUCGCAACUGGAUCUGUACCGUUCGUCCCGAAAGGAAUUGAAGUUGAUGGAAAGACUGUUAUCACAAGUGAUCAUGCAUUGAAAUUGGAGUCCGUUCCUGACUGGAUUGCGAUAGUAGGAAGUGGUUAUAUCGGUCUUGAGUUCAGUGAUGUUUACACGGCCCUUGGAAGUGAGGUAACUUUUAUUGAGGCACUGGAUCAACUAAUGCCUGGAUUUGAUCCUGAGAUCAGUAAGCUGGCUCAAAGGGUUCUAAUAAAUACAAGAAAAAUUGACUACCAUACUGGAGUAUUUGCAAGCAAAAUCACUCCAGCAAAGGAUGGGAAACCAGUGCUGAUUGAACUAAUUGAUGCCAAAACCAAGGAACCCAAGGAUACUUUGGAGGUUGACGCUGCUCUAAUUGCUACUGGAAGAGCUCCAUUCACCAAUGGUCUUGGCCUGGAAAAUAUCAAUGUUACCACACAAAGAGGUUUUAUACCAGUUGAUGAGCGAAUGCGUGUUAUUGAUGGAAAUGGAAAGCUGGUUCCCCACUUGUACUGCAUCGGUGAUGCCAAUGGUAAACUGAUGCUUGCUCAUGCAGCUAGUGCUCAAGGAAUUUCUGUGGUGGAGCAAGUCACAGGUAGAGAUCAUGUGCUUAAUCAUCUUAGCAUCCCAGCUGCUUGUUUUACUCAUCCUGAAAUAAGUAUGGUGGGAUUGACAGAGCCUCAAGCGAGAGAGAAAGCUGAGAAAGAGGGAUUCAAAGUAAGUAUCGCCAAGACAAGUUUCAAGGCAAACACAAAGGCCCUAGCCGAAAAUGAAGGAGAAGGACUCGCUAAGAUGAUAUACAGACCUGACAAUGGUGAAAUCCUUGGAGUUCAUAUAUUUGGAUUGCAUGCUGCUGAUCUUAUCCAUGAAGCAUCAAACGCGAUUGCUUUAGGAACACGUAUUCAGGACAUAAAACUUGCUGUUCAUGCACAUCCAACACUGUCUGAAGUUGUAGACGAACUGUUUAAAGCAGCCAAGGUCGAUAGUCCAGCUUCAGUAACAGCACAAAGUGUGAAAGUUACUGUGUAA
Messenger RNA from Arabidopsis thaliana (thale cress), 1704 nucleotides. RefSeq names its product dihydrolipoamide dehydrogenase. Gene Ontology annotation, biological process: response to arsenic-containing substance. NCBI's taxonomy places the organism in Eukaryota, Viridiplantae, Streptophyta, Magnoliopsida, Brassicales, Brassicaceae. Gene Ontology annotation, molecular function: oxidoreductase activity, acting on a sulfur group of donors, NAD(P) as acceptor; oxidoreductase activity; dihydrolipoyl dehydrogenase (NADH) activity. The transcript has 15 exons. Gene Ontology annotation, cellular component: chloroplast; chloroplast stroma. Bases 1 to 1704 code for a protein of 567 amino acids. The record is from RefSeq and is marked reviewed.